This is a messenger RNA of Nasonia vitripennis (jewel wasp), 1962 nucleotides long. RefSeq names its product 5'-AMP-activated protein kinase catalytic subunit alpha-2 (gene AMPKalpha). The record is from RefSeq and is a predicted model, not a curated record. The coding region runs from base 113 to 1672 and encodes 519 amino acids. Gene Ontology annotation, biological process: protein phosphorylation; intracellular signal transduction. Gene Ontology annotation, molecular function: ATP binding; protein serine/threonine kinase activity. NCBI's taxonomy places the organism in Eukaryota, Metazoa, Arthropoda, Insecta, Hymenoptera, Pteromalidae. The transcript has 7 exons. Gene Ontology annotation, cellular component: cytoplasm.
CCACCGAGCGUUUCGCUCAGUCACCGCACAGUGCACACAGAAGAUUAGAAGAAUUGAUUUGAUAACGAUAAACGUAACAAGUACCUAUGUAAAUAUUUCUCAGAGCCAAAAAAUGACGGACAAACUGGCGAAUAAUCAGGCACAGCCCAUUGUCAAGAUAGGACAUUACACAUUGGGAGCCACUCUAGGUGUUGGAACGUUUGGAAAAGUGAAAAUUGGUGAACAUGUGCUGACCAAGCACAAGGUGGCUGUCAAAAUCUUGAAUCGACAAAAGAUCAAGAGCCUCGACGUUGUUGGCAAGAUUCGCAGGGAGAUUCAAAAUCUCAAGCUCUUUCGGCAUCCGCACAUCAUCAAAUUGUACCAAGUCAUAAGCACUCCAACGGAUAUAUUCAUGAUUAUGGAAUACGUCUCUGGCGGAGAACUGUUUGACUAUAUUGUCAAACAUGGCAAGCUCAAGGAGUACGAAGCUCGAAGGUUCUUUCAACAGAUAAUUUCUGGCGUGGACUACUGCCAUAGACACAUGAUUGUUCACCGCGACUUGAAGCCUGAAAAUUUGCUGCUGGAUCACAAUCUCCAUGUAAAAAUUGCAGAUUUUGGCCUAUCCAACAUGAUGAUGGAUGGAGAGUUUCUGAGGACUUCGUGUGGAUCGCCAAAUUAUGCUGCGCCCGAAGUAAUCUCUGGAAAGCUGUACGCAGGACCCGAGGUGGACAUUUGGUCUUGCGGAGUCAUUUUAUAUGCCUUGCUUUGUGGAACGCUGCCCUUCGACGAUGAGCAUGUACCAACCUUGUUUCGAAAGAUCAAAUCGGGAGUCUUUCCAAUUCCUGAAUAUCUCAAUAAGAGUGUGGUGAAUCUCUUGUGCCACAUGCUCCAAGUUGAUCCAAUGAAGAGGGCCACCAUAGAAGAUAUCAAGAAGCACGAAUGGUUUCAAAAAGAACUGCCAACGUACUUGUUUCCUUCUCCUGUAGAGCAAGAUUCUUCGAUAAUCGAUGUAGAUGCCGUGAACGAAGUCUGUGAAAAAUUCAACGUCAAGGAAGCCGAAGUUCAUGCCGCCUUGCUCAAUGGCGAUCCGCAUGAUCAAUUAGCCAUUGCUUACCAUUUAAUUAUAGACAAUAAGCGAAUCGCCGAUGAAGCAGCAAAAGCAGAGAUAAAAGAUUUUUAUGUAGCUUCCAGUCCGCCACCGGUUGCUUUCAGUCCUAGCAAUGAGGCCAGUGGUAGUGGAAGUCCGUUAAGGCCGCAUCCUGAAAGAAUCGCCCCACUCCGAGACAGGCAGGGCUCUCUGAGCACUACUCCUACCCAAAUGCAAGGUAAUCGAGGCACGCCUGUUAAAAGGGCCAAGUGGCAUUUGGGAAUCAGGUCUCAAUCCAAGCCAAAUGAUAUCAUGAAUGAAGUCUAUCGUGCCAUGAAAGCGCUUGGAUUCGAAUGGAAAAUAAUCAACGCGUACAGCGUUAGGGUGAGGCAUAAAAAUCCAGUGACUGAUAGGUAUAGCAAGAUGUCGCUGCAGCUUUAUCAAGUAGAUUACAAGAGCUACCUUCUAGAUUUCAAAUCGUUAUCGAGCGAAGAGUCCGAGGACAUUACUAGAGAUAUCACUCUACCUCCACCGCAAGCAACAGGCCAUCAUACCAUGGAAUUUUUUGAAAUGUGCGCUGCGUUAAUAACGCAAUUGGCGCGAUAAGGAGAUUGCUUUUUUGUCAAAUUGACGAGAAUAGAAGACAACGAAAGCGGUGAUAUUCGAGCUAAACCAGCUAAAGUUCGGUUUUUAUUUAUUUCUUUUUUUUCUCUUGGUUUCCCAUGUGUAAAUACAUUGUGCAUAGUUGUAGUUAAUUUCUCUUUUGAGAGUAUAAUUUAUGCAAGCGAAUAUAGUAGCGAAUAGUUCUCGAGAAUUUUCAAUAUAUCAAGACAAGUAUUAUUUUAAAUAAAAAAAAUUGAAUGCAAGAAAAUACAUUACAAGUAUAUUAUAUCCUA